This is a messenger RNA of Mollisia scopiformis, 687 nucleotides long. RefSeq lists its product as uncharacterized. NCBI's taxonomy places the organism in Eukaryota, Fungi, Ascomycota, Leotiomycetes, Helotiales, Mollisiaceae. The record is from RefSeq and is a predicted model, not a curated record. The transcript is spliced from 2 exons. The coding region runs from base 355 to 606 and encodes 83 amino acids.
CAACUCCCGUUCCGCCUCAAUCCUGCAACGAAUCGCCCAAUUUCCAUUCCAUAGAUAUCGAUUUCGAUCUCGCGAAAAACGCACAAUGACGUUGCUGACCGCCGCAAAACCCGUUGCAGGGAGCCCCUGCGUUCCGGGUGCUGAAAUCAAGGUAAAUCUUAGUGUGAAAGCAGGGAACGAGUAGCGAAUUGUUGGUGACGAUGCUGCGGGGUGAGGAAGCUUUAAGUAUGAGGAUGUCCUGCAAAAGUUUUGGGUUGUAGGAUAUUUUUUUUCUUCUGUUGGAGAAUUGAUUCCUCGAUAUCCCGCUAGAAAACACAUUCUUGAUACGUACGGUGUCGCAAUCCUUCGUUCAUCAUGGCGGACACCCAGCAGCAAGAGAAGACUCAAGAACAUACGGCGCGAACUUACGAUGGGCCGGACCCGCGCGAGAUGCUGCCUCCUAGGCAAGAGGGGUAUAGAGCGGCUGCUAUUAGAGAGUCGAGGAUUAAGGAUAGGCCGUAUAAGCCUACGAACAGCAGUUUGAGGAUCAAGAUUGAGCUGGAUUUGGAGGUCGAGGUCGAUCUAUAUGCCAGAGUCAAGGGAGAUGUUACGAUCGGAUUGUUGUGAGAGGGAUGCGAUGAUUGAUACGGCGAAACGAGAUGCAUAUCUUUUGUUCCAAUGCAUGCAUGCAUGAUAUCGGUGUGGGCG